AUGGCUACCCAUCAUCCUUCGCCUCCAGCAGGCAUGCAAUUGCAUCAUGGACCGCCAGGAGGCCCUCCUCCCCCAGUUAUGGCGCCGCAGCAACCGCAACCGCAACAACAGUGGCCUGCUGCGCAGCAGAUGGCCGCGAUGAAUGAGGCGGUGUGGCUUCAACUUGGGAGCGUCGCGGAACUCAUGGGCAAUCUUGAAGAGGCCAUGAUUGCGUAUGAACAUGCACUUCGUUGCAACCCAAGAUCUAUCCCGGCCAUGAAUGCUAUCAGCUGUAUCCUUCGUACGCAAGAGCAAUUUCAUAAGGCGGUCGAGUAUCUUCAGAAUAUUCUCAAGUUGGAUGCGAAUAAUGGUGAUGUCUGGGGAAGUCUAGGCCAUUGCUACUUGAUGAUGGACGACUUGCAACAGGCAUAUUCUGCUUAUCAGCAAGCUCUGUAUCAUCUCAGAGAUCCAAAGGAGCCCAAACUCUGGUAUGGGAUCGGAAUCCUGUACGACCGAUAUGGGUCACUGGAACAUGCCGAAGAAGCUUUUUCGCAGGUCAUGCGCAUGCAGCCAGACUUUGAAAAGGCGAAUGAGAUUUACUUCCGACUGGGUAUAAUUUACAAGCAACAACAAAAGUACCAACAGAGUCUCGAGUGCUUCAGAUAUAUAGUCUCUGUACCACCCACUCCGUUGACUGAGGAAGAUAUCUGGUUUCAAAUUGGACAUGUUCAUGAGCAACAGAAAGAUUACGAUAAUGCCAAGUUGGCCUAUAGGCGUGUGCUUGACCGAGAUCCCAACCAUGCCAAGGUCCUCCAACAGCUUGGCUGGCUGCACCAUCAACAAAGCAACAGUUUCAGUAGUCAGGAGAGUGCAAUUGAGUAUCUGGAAAAAUCUGUCAGCUCUGACCAAAGUGAUGCGCAAAGUUGGUAUCUGCUUGGUCGGUGUUACAUGUCGCAGCAGAAGUACCCAAAGGCGUACGAGGCCUAUCAGCAAGCCGUCUACCGAGACGGACGGAACCCGACAUUCUGGUGCUCGAUUGGCGUUUUGUACUAUCAAAUCAACCAGUACCGAGAUGCGCUAGAUGCAUAUUCCCGUGCGAUACGCUUGAACCCGUACAUCUCCGAAGUCUGGUACGACCUUGGGACUCUGUAUGAAUCAUGUAACAAUCAGAUCAACGAUGCGCUGGAUGCGUAUCAACGCGCCGCAGAGCUUGACCCGAGCAAUAUCCACAUCAAGGCUCGUCUCCAGCUAUUACGCAGCGGACAGAGCAAUGGCAUGCCUGGGCAGAACAGCGCGCCGCUCCCCCAAGAUGUUCAUCCCCAAGCGUAUCAAGCUAGCGGAGCCGUUGGACCCCCUGCGCCUCAAUGGGGAAAUGCGGCUCCUCAACCUCCACCUAAUGGUCCGCCCGGUGGCCCAUCAGCGAAUGGCUGGGGAAGCCGACUUGCUGAGAUCAACCCCCCACCUCAGCCUCCCAACCCUUAUGAUAGGGAGCCUGCUAGGGGUCCUAUCCCGCCUCCUCCACGUGCCCCGAGCCCCAGACAAGAGCAGCAGAUCAGGCAGUACCCAGGCCAACCUUCCGAUCGCCAGGCCCCAUUGCCGCCACCUCGUCGGUCACCCCCUCGUGAACACCACGCGUCCAUGGCCCCGUAUUCUGGACCAGGACUUGUGGCUCCUCCUCCUCCGCCACAGUCCCAAGCCCCACCACCAUCCCAGCCGCAACGAGUUUCAAAUCCUAACUACGCCGGCCCUGGACCCUCUGCGGCACUCCCCCCUGCUCCAAAUGGGAUGAAUGGCCCAGGACCAGGUCAAGCCCAAGCCCAAGGCUCCCUUCCACCCUUCGGUCGAGGUAGCAGUCCGCGACCAGAAGUAAGACCAAUCAUGGAGAAUAAUCGAAUGCCCUCACCCAAAGCUGGCUAUCCCCACCAACCUUACCAGCACCACCCAGAUAUCUCUAAUCCAGGCGGGAUCGAAGGUGGUGCUCCCGCGCCACCAUCUGCUAUGGUUGCCGAAGCUGCGGCGGCGGCGGCGGAGCGUAAUGGGGACAGGCCUGCAUCAGUGGGUCCUAAGAGGCAUCGAGAAUGGGAAGAGGAGACGUCGGUGAAGAAGCCUGCAUCCGAAGAGAAUCGGGCGCGGAUGGAUGAUCUACAUCAUCGUAGACCCUCAACCCCAUCUGGAGAGCCGUUCCGACGCAGCUCCUCUGAAGCUCGUCGCGCCGAGGAUCAACGUCGCAUUGAAGAUCAACGUCGCGCCGAUGAUCAAAGACGUGCAGAGGACCAACGCCGCGCUGAAGAGCAGCAUCGUGCGAAUGAAAAUUACCAUCCAUCUGAGGCAGCCCAUCAUCCCCCAACGCAUGGACCACCAAACCACUUGCCACCUAUGCAGCAAGGGCCUCCUCCUCCUCCAGCCCAUACUCCUAUCCACGAACAACACCAAGCACCUCCUCCACCGCCAGCUCAAAAGGAGUAUCCCGUCGACGGGCGAGAACGGGAGAGGGAACGCGAACGGCUGGAGCUUCCUCCACCACCUCCUCCGGUUGGAGAGCCUGAACGGGCUGCGCGGAAGAUGGAUGUUGACGAAGACUAUGAUGAUGAUGGUGAGGAUGAGAAGAAAGGAGGAGUAGGGUCAGCGACUGGCUCUGGGCCAGGGUCUACCUCUGGAGAGGCUAAGAUUAAUUCUCCGACUGCCGUUAAUGGACAUGUUGCGAAUGGUGUUGCGAAUGGGAUACCAAAUGGCCAGACGAAAGUAGAGGCUGCGCCUUAA
Amorphotheca resinae ATCC 22711 is the source of this 2739-nucleotide messenger RNA. RefSeq lists its product as hypothetical. The coding region runs from base 1 to 2739 and encodes 912 amino acids. The transcript is spliced from 8 exons. Gene Ontology annotation, biological process: regulation of gene expression. The record is from RefSeq and is a predicted model, not a curated record. Gene Ontology annotation, molecular function: chromatin DNA binding; protein binding; RNA polymerase II cis-regulatory region sequence-specific DNA binding. NCBI's taxonomy places the organism in Eukaryota, Fungi, Ascomycota, Leotiomycetes, Helotiales, Amorphothecaceae.